CAACUGUAUUCAUGGCACUGAGGCGCCGCGGCUGCUGAAGGCUCCAGCACCGAGCAUCACCGUGAUUCACAGAGACGAGCUCCGCAUUUCACCGCCUGAAAACAGCGACAAACCCGAGUGACAGCUGCCUCUGUUCGCCACUGGAGAACACAGGCGUAAACGCACCAACUGUGCUGAACCCCUAUUUUGUUUGUUUGGGAUUACGUUUUGGAUUAACGCCUGUUUCCUCGUGUAAAAUACAUCGCGGAGAGAGCGAUGAGUGAAAAACAGUGGACAGUAAAGAUUUCGACCAAGUCCUGGAUGUGACGGUGAGGUGAGGCUGUGGAAAGCUGUCAAUCCUGACUGAGGGUUUGGUGAACGACGGGGGAAAGCCGAGUGGGAAUGGUGCGUUCAGGGUUCAUACCUUAGUUUGGUAAAGAAGCUACUGAUUGAUUCGAGCAGUUCUUUGCAUCAGAGGAUGGUGCCCGGGGCUCCUAGUACCGGUAUGCUCCCAGCGUCUGAAGCUGCAAAAAUCUACCAGACCAACUACGUGCGUAAUUCCCGUGCCAUCGGCGUGUUAUGGGCCAUCUUCACGAUCCUGUUUGCCAUUGUAAACGUAGUAUGCUUCAUCCAGCCUUACUGGAUCGGGGACGGCGUGGACACCCCUCAGGCGGGUUACUUCGGCCUCUUUCACUACUGCAUCGGCAACGGCUUGUCCCGGGACCUGACAUGUCAGGGGAGUUUUACUGAGUUCAGCUCCAUCCCGUCCGGUGCUUUUAAAGCCGCUUCCUUCUUCAUCGGGAUGUCCAUGGUGCUCGUGCUCACCUGCAUCGGCUGUUUCGCGCUCUUCUUCUUCUGCAGCACCGGCACAGUCUACAAGAUCUGCGGCUGGAUGCAGCUGGCAGCAGGUACCUGUCUGAUCCUGGGCUGCAUGAUCUACCCUGACGGCUGGGACAGUGAUGAGGUGAAGCGCAUGUGUGGGGAGCAGACGGAUAAAUACACUCUGGGGGCGUGCUCUGUGCGCUGGGCUUACAUCCUGGCCAUCAUGGGCAUCAUGGACGCCCUCAUCCUCUCCUUCCUUGCCUUUGUGCUAGGAAACCGCCAGGACAGCCUGAUGUCCGAGGAGCUGCUGGGAGACAAGGCUGGGAAUAAUGCGAUAUAAAUUCCGAAAGCACUGGAAACCAACUGGACUUGCUUCAAAGAGGGAUGCUGUUAAAUGUCUCUCCUACCGAAGCUUGAAGCACCACCAAGACAAGAUUAUCGAAGAAGGGAGACUUUAACAUGACUGGAAUUACCUUUUGUAAAAUAGGCUCUUUGUUUAACAGAAUGGACAUUGAUCCUGGGCUAUCAAAACAGACUUGACAAUGUUGGUACACCUCGCUGUUUAAAAAGUUAAGAGUGACAAAUGGAAGGAGAGGAAAUUAUUUUGUUGCUCCAGGACACUUGUUGAAUGGGAAACUACACAAGAGCAACAACCGUUCAAAUCGAAUCAAAUCAAAACAGACUUACAGACACAAAUAGACAUCAUCACAACUCGGGGUUACAGCUGUCAGCUCUUCUCUUGUCUUUAAUCAGCAGGACAUGAAAACCUAAACCGCUUUUGGAUCUGACCUUUCGUUCACCAACAAGACCAGCUUUGGGGUGUAGGGCCUGAUGACAAGAGUGCAGUCUUCAUGUAGUUAAUACGUGUUUGAUGUGAUAGAGUUGACAGAACUGAAAGAAAAAAAAAACAUUACAUUUUAAUGCACUUAAUGAAAAAAAAUGUAUUUAGUCUGUAUACCAUAUAUUGUUGUAUUUAUUUUGUUUUUUGCACUUUGUCUUGAAUUGAAAUGUAUACUUUGAAAAUGUCAAACUAAUUGUUCACAAGUGUAGUGUGCCAUACAGUAUUUUGUAUAGUAUGUGUUGGGCAGCACAUAAGGCAAAAAGACAAGCUAUAAUAUGGGAAAGAUUAACAUUAAUACCAUAACCACAUCUAAUUCUUUACAUUAACUAACAGAAUCAUGAAAAGCAUAAAUCACAUUAAACAAUUUAGACUUUAGUGUCACAUCUCUAUGUGAAUGUGCCUCCAUCCUUUUAUAUGCCCUGUUGCUUUUGGGAUAUUUUCCAGAAGUGGUGAAAAAAAAGAUGAUAAAAAUAUAUAGGGCUUUUUGUACAUACCUCAGAUGUAUUUCUACUCCUAAUAACACCAUGCAGUGACCAAAUGUCCCACUUUUGUCUUGUCUAAUAUGACAUAUGUGCUAACAAACAUAAAUGAUGUGAAAUAUUUAUAUACAUUAUGUGAGAAUUAAACAAAACGAUUU
Messenger RNA from Periophthalmus magnuspinnatus, 2279 nucleotides. It is a transcript of the gene lhfpl3, whose product is annotated as LHFPL tetraspan subfamily member 3. Gene Ontology annotation, cellular component: plasma membrane. Lineage: Eukaryota; Metazoa; Chordata; Actinopteri; Gobiiformes; Gobiidae. The coding region runs from base 458 to 1141 and encodes 227 amino acids. The transcript is spliced from 4 exons. The record is from RefSeq and is a predicted model, not a curated record. Gene Ontology annotation, biological process: sensory perception of sound.